UCACCUACACUUUGACAGGGAACCAGUUCAUGCAAGGUUGUCGCCCUUCAGUUUAUUUCCAACACGUGUGGUUCAUAAACAUUGACUACUAAAUGAUAUGUCAGUCUUAAAAACAAGUUUUGCAGUGAGUCAGAAGCAUGAAGCUUUUUAUACAGGCGGAAAAAUACAGAGAAGUCAAAAUGGAGAACUUUUAUUUUGUGGGUGUGGAAACAAAGUGAAUGUUCUUGAUGUAACAACUGGGAAAGUAACAGACACAUUAGAGCAGGAGGAAGAUGAAGAAAUCACCUGUUAUUGUAUCACACCUGAUGACAAGUAUCUGAUUGUAGCAACAAGACAUUUAGUUCUUAGGCAGUGGUUAUGGAAGGAGAAAUCUAUAACAAGAACAUGGAAAGCAAUACAUACAUCUGCAGUGACAGCAAUGACUUUUGAUAAGACGUCUACAUUAUUAGCCACUGGAAGUUCUGAUUCAUCAAUUAAAUUAUGGGAUAUAGAAAGACAAUACUGUACACAUAAUCUUAGAGGUCACCAAGGGGUUGUCAGUGUUGUAGAAUUCCAUCCAAUUCAAGAAAAGCUCCAGAUAUUUUCUUCAGCCAAUGAUAACAAAGUAAGGGUCUGGGAUCUAGUUAAAAGUACCUGUAUAGCUGAAAUAGAGGCUCAUUUUAGUGUUGUUACCUCCCUUUGUUUCUCUAUUGAUGGGAAGACAUUAUACAGUGGUGGAAGAGACAAUAUACUGGCUGUAUGGGAUGUAGAAAAAUUACAAGUUACCAAAACUAUUCCUAUUUUAGAGAAUGUAGAAUCAGUGGUACUACUUCCAGAGAAUUCAGAAUACCCAAAUUUAAAUAUAACAGAAGAUGGACAUCAUAUUAUUACUUUUGGAAGUAAAGGAUCUAUGAAAAUAUGGAAUGUUAAAAAAUCAAAAUGUGUAUUUUCCAAAUUUAUGGGACUUGGAUUAAAGUCUGAGACAGAAACUGGUAGCCAGAUUAUAACACAAGCAUGGUUUACUGAAUCAGAACAAAACUUGACAGUUGUCGUGGCCGACCAUACUAUAUCAAUGUAUAAUAUAGAAAAUAUUGAAAUACAAAAACAGUUUUGUGGCUAUACAGAUGAGAUAUUAGAUUUGCAGUUCAUUGGUAAAGAUGACUCUCACCUAGUUGUGUGCACAAAUUCAGAAAAUUUAAAAGUUUACAAUGUGAAAACUUGGAGUUGCCAAAUAUUACAUGGUCAUACAGAUAUUGUACUGAGUGUAGCUGUCCACAAAGAUACAAAUAUGAUAGCCACUGCAUCUAAGGAUAACAGCAUAAGGAUGUGGAACCUUGACCCAGAAACAGGAAAAGUUCACUGUUGUGGUGAAGGUCAAGGUCACACAAGUUCUGUAGGGUCUAUCAACUUUUCUAGUUUAAGUGGAAAGUUUGUUGUGAGUGGUGGAGAAGACUGUACCAUUAAGAUGUGGGAUGUCAGUGAUGCUCAAUAUAAUCUACACUGUCGAGCUACAGAACGAGCACAUGACAAAGAUAUAAAUAGCAUUGCAGUAUCACCUAAUGAUAAAUAUAUAGUCACUGCUUCUCAGGAUAAAACUGCCAAGUUAUGGGUCAGUAAAGAUUUAUCCAUGAUUGGAGUAUUACGAGGCCACCGGAAGGGAAUUUGGUGUGUUCAGUUUUCACCUGUUGAUCAGUGUGCUGUUACCUCAUCAGCUGAUGGUACCAUCAAGAUUUGGUCAUUAUCUGACUUUACCUGUGUCAAGACUUUUGAAGGACAUGACAGUUCUGUUUUACGAGUGGUCUUUUUAACUAGAGGCAUGCAGUUAUUAUCAUGUGGUUCAGAUGGAUUAUUAAAAAUCUGGACAAUAAAAACAAAUGAGUGUGUAAAGACAUUUGAUGAGCACGAUGAUAAAGUUUGGGGGCUUGCUGUCAGUUCUGAUGAAAACCGUGUUAUCACUGGUGGUGCAGACUCAACCAUUCUGGAAUGGCAGGAUAUAACCCAGGAAGUAGAAGACACCACAAGGAAAGAACAAGAACAGUUUAUUAUCAGGGAACAGGAAUUGUCAAACUUGAUUCAGCAGAAGAAAUACCACAAAGCAAUUGCAUUGGCAAUAAAAUUAGAACAACCCUUCAGAGUUCUUACCAUUUUAAAAGAAAUAUUAGCUAGCCAGUCUGGAGUAGAAGACUUACAAGCUACUUUACAAAAAUUAAGACAGGACCAGUUGGAUGCUGUUUUGAGAUUUUGUGGCCAGUGGAAUACAAACAGUAAAAACUGCCAUGAAGCACAGUUUAUAUUGUCUAUAGUGUUGAAAUCUUACACAGCAGAAGAUCUUCUAAAGUUUCCUAAUAUGAAAUCAACAAUAGAAUCUUUAUUACCUUACACAGAGAGACAUUUCAACAGACUGACAAGACUACAACAACAAGCCAUGUUUGUGGAGUACACAUGGCAGUGUAUGAAAGGGAUCACUGAUAUAAACAGCAAUGAAGACAGAGUUGGACAAUUUGUUAUUGACAAAAAUCCAAAUAAUUCUGAUGAUGAUGAAGACAUGGAAAUGUCUGAUGAUGAUGAAGACAAAAUGAAACACAGUAAUAUGGUCAGUAAAAUGGAGGAAAACAGUAAACUUUCUUUGAAAAGACGAAAAAUAAGAAAGAAAAUAGACAGUCGUAAAAGAAUAAAACAAGCUGUCAACAAAAAGAAGAGGAAAUAAAGAUAUAUUUUAGUUACUA
This is a messenger RNA of Mytilus trossulus (common blue mussel), 2705 nucleotides long. RefSeq names its product transducin beta-like protein 3. The transcript is spliced from 24 exons. NCBI's taxonomy places the organism in Eukaryota, Metazoa, Mollusca, Bivalvia, Mytilida, Mytilidae. Gene Ontology annotation, biological process: endonucleolytic cleavage to generate mature 5'-end of SSU-rRNA from (SSU-rRNA, 5.8S rRNA, LSU-rRNA); endonucleolytic cleavage in 5'-ETS of tricistronic rRNA transcript (SSU-rRNA, 5.8S rRNA, LSU-rRNA). The record is from RefSeq and is a predicted model, not a curated record. Bases 98 to 2686 code for a protein of 862 amino acids. Gene Ontology annotation, cellular component: small-subunit processome; 90S preribosome; nucleolus. Gene Ontology annotation, molecular function: protein binding; U3 snoRNA binding.